AUGGACAUGUCUCAAGUAAAUCGGGGACUGACAUACCAGACCCGAUUACAAUCUAUGUCAGAAGUUACCCUUCAUGCAGAUCAUCAUCCGAAUCCUACUCAUAGUCAUGGCCAUGGCCAUACUCAUAAUCAUCAUCACAAUAAUGCAGUGGCAAAUGAUGCUGACCCCAUCACGCUAAACACAGCGGGUUUGUCACAAGGUGUUGCACCAAACGCAAUAUCAGGAACCGCCUCUGACAUACCACCGGAUUUGGCAAUUCUUUUGCAAAAACUAGACGAGGAUUUUUUGGUUAACAAAUCGAUUGAUCAGUGGAACUAUAUAAAUAGAAGAGAAGCGAUAUUACAAUCGAUUGAAAAGCUUCACAAAGAACAGAAUAGAGAUAUACUUCCAUUAGACCCAAGUAAAUUAGAAUUGCCUUUAAAACCGCGUAAGCCUUCAAAUAUCACAUUCGACAAUAUGGGUGCAGAAUAUUUGGUAGAUAUUCUUAAGCUAAGGGCACAAAUUUACAAAAGCGAAAUGGCUUUCGUUGUUUUAGACUCCAAAGGUAAAGAAGUGAAUUCAAUUUCUUGGGAGAAGAUUUAUCUUCGAGCAGCCAAAAUUGCUUACGAAAUACAUCACAAAGUUUCAUUAAAGAGGACUGACACAGUUGUUUUGUUAUACAAGGAUGGUGAAGUCACUGAGUUUGUAACUGCACUAUUUGGUUGCUUUAUUGCUGGUGUCACAGCGAUUCCAAUACAUCAAGACAUUUCCUUGAAUGAAGUGAUUGGUAUACUCAACUUGACAAAUUCUAAACUUUUGCUAUACUCCGAAACUGUUGCCAAAGAGCUCGAAAGACUAAACUCCCAAAACCAGCGAAUCAAGUGGCCUCCGAAGCUUCUCAAAUGGAGGACUACGGAUCUUGGCUCGGCUAAAAAGUCAGAAUUAUCAUUUUGGUCAACAAGAAAACCACUGAAGGAGGAUAAAAAGUCGAGCAUGAACCUUGCUUAUAUUGAGUUUUCGAGGUCUCCAGUUGGUGAACUACGGGGCAUUGCUUUAAGCCAUAGGACAAUUGCUCAUCAAAUGACUUGCUUAGAAGCGGCACUUCUGAGUCUGCCAAAUUCUGAGAGUGGAUUAAGCAGAAGCUUCAAAGAAUUCAGAGGCCUUAAAAAGGUUUUUCUUGCUACAUUGGAUGUGCGUUUCUCAAUAGGACUCAUUUUAGGAGUAUUGUUCACUAUUUAUACUGGUAAUGUGCUCUAUUGGGCCCCACAGAAAGUUAUGGAGACACCUGGUCUUUACGCAAACAUCAUCACACGAUGUCGCGCGUCGUUGCUCCUUGCUGAUUACUUGGGGUUGAAAAGAGUCACAUACAAUUAUCAGCAAUCGCCAAGUGCCACAAGGUACUUUUCCAAAACGCAAAAAGUUGAUUUCUCUUCGGUGAAGUGGGUAUUGGUUAACGCUCUAACGAUUGAUGGGGAGUUUAUGGAGAUUUUGUCGCAAAGGUAUCUUCGACCACUUGGAUGUCAACACCCAGAAAAUGCAAUUAUUCCCAUGCUUACACUAAGUGAAUAUGGAGGAAUGGUGAUAUCACUCCGAGAUUGGAUAGGACCCAAAGACUGUUUUGGCUCGCAGGUUUCAGAAGAAGAAGCAAAUGAACUUUCUGCGGUGCUCAUUGAUAAAGACGCAUUAAGUAGGAACAUUGUGAAGAUAGUUGAGACGAACCCUUAUGCCUCAGAUGACAUUUCCAACGAUGUGCUACGAGUUGAUGCGUUUGGUUACCCACUUCCAGAUGCAACUCUUGCCGUAGUUAAUCCAGAGCUGUCAACACUUGUGCAAAGAGGUGAGUUGGGAGAAAUAUGGAUCGAUAGCCCAUGUCUCUCGGGUGGAUUUUAUGGACUACGCAAAGAAUCCAAACUGAUUUUUCACGCCAAAUGUCUUGGUCCUGAUGGGUUAUUGGAGAUGGAUUUCUUAAGAACUGGCUUACUUGGAUUCAUAUAUUUGGGUAAAGUCUACAUUUUGGGUCUAUACGAAGAUCGCAUUAGGCAGAGAAUGAGUUGGGAUGAACUAGAGAUGGCCAAAUCUCGAGGGCUCGAUUUAAUUGAAGGUAGCGGUUCAAGAUAUCAUUACUCUUCGCACUUGCUAGCAACUUUGGCUACCGAAGUCAAACAAAUUUACGAUUGUACAAUAUUUGACAUUUUUAUUGGGAACGAGUAUCUUCCGGUGGCUAUUGUGGAAGCUGAAAUUAUACGGAAUGUCCAAGUGGAGCAGAAAGAAGCUGAAAACGGUACUGGUGAAGGUGGCACCAAGUCAAAAAACGCUGAAACCGAACUCUCUAGUGGAGCGCCUCUUAACGAACCCGUAUUGAAUGCAAUUGCUCAAAAAUGUUUUGACACUCUAUACAAAAGGCACUUUUUGAGGCUAUAUUGUGUUUUGGUUGUUGAUUGCGAUACCUUGCCCAAAAUCAUGAGAAGUGGUGGCCGAGAGAUUGCCAAUAUGCUUUGUAAAAAGAAAUUUUUGGAGGGGUCAUUGCGAGCUGAAUUUGUUAAAUUUUUCAUUAGAAAGUCGGUGAGUAUGAUACCGCAUGGAGAAGACGUUAUUGGUGGUAUUUGGUCUCCGUAUGUUUCAGAGCUUAGAAACCAAGCUUUAUUAAAAUUCUCUGAUCAAUAUUCCACUAUUGAUCAUAGAUCCAAGACCGUUGAUGAUACGACAGGAGCAGUAUUGAGUGAUUUUAAAACGAUUCAAGAUAUCUUAAAGUAUCGUGUCACCAAACUCGGAGACGCCACUGCGUUUCAUAGCGUUGAUGUCAGCGGAAAGUCCAAGCCGUUAAAUUGGAAGAAAUUCGAACACAAGGUCCAUGCCGUUUGUCAGUACUUGAUUGAAAAAACAGCUUUGAAAACAGGACAGUACGUUAUAUUAAUGUUUUCUUUAUCAGAGGAGUUUGUUGUUGCGUUUUACGCUUGUCUUAUAUGUGGAGUUGUUCCUGUACCAAUGCUUCCGUUUGACUCCAAUAGAAUCGGAGAAGAUUUCCCUGCAUUUGUGGGUGUUAUACGAGAUUUUGAUAUCUCGGAAAUUUUAGUCAAUGACGAAGUGGAAAAGUUUUUGAAAAAUGGCCCCGUUGCCGACUCUUUUAAAAAAAUUGCCCAUAAAAGAGUCAAAUCGUUGAGGAUAAAGAACACCACCAAGCUUAGUAAAGUAUCGAACGUGACCAAUUUGAUGUCAAAAAUUACUCUGAGGGUUGGUACGCUGAAUUUGGAGAAUAGAACAGCAUUGGUUUGGUUGAAUUUCACUUCGGACCAUUACCGUGUUGGUGCAACAUUGAGCCACAAGGAUAUAAUUGGGGUUUGCAAGGUUUUUAAAGAAACGUGUAAUUUGAACUCAAACUCUUCAAUAGUUGGAUGCGUUCGACAUUCUGUUGGUAUUGGCUUUAUUCAAACAUGUUUGCUUGGUGUAUUUUUGGGUACGACUACGUAUCUUAGCUCGCCUGUGACGUAUGCUGAGAAUCCAUUAUCAUUUUUUUUAACUUUAGCGCGACACAAGGUGAAGGAUGUAUUUGUGACUGAGCAAAUGUUGAAGUAUGCCGCUAUAAAGUUUGCACCAAAGGGAUUUGAUUUGUCGCACUUGAAAAACAUGAUGAUUAGUACAGAAAAUAGAGUUGAAGUUGAUCUUUUACGUAAAAUUGCAAAAGUUUUCCAAUCUACAAAAUUGAGCGUUGCAUCGAUGUCUACUGUUCAUAGUCAUUUUUUUAACCCGAUGAUCUCAACUAGAUCAUACAUGACCGUGGCGCCGGUUGACCUAUUCUUGGAUCCUGUUGCAUUGCGACAGGGAUACGUGUCUGUUGUUAAUCAAGCAGAGGUUCCCAAUGCAUUGCAUGUACAGGAUUCUGGAAUGGUACCUGUUUGUACCGAAGUUGCAAUUGUUAACCCUGAAACCAGGAAAAUUUGUAAAGAAGGUGAAUAUGGUGAGAUUUGGGUGCGUUCGGAAGCAAACUUGACAUCUUUUACCAAUGGCCCUAAAGGACCGACGGAUUCGUUUAGCCAGAUGCAAUUCAAGGGGGUGAUUGCUGAUGGAAAUCCCGACGUUAGGUAUUUGCGAACUGGGGACUUGGGAUUUCUUCACAAUAUUUCGAUUACGAAGAAUCAGAAUGACACCAAUAUCAAUGAAGUUUCGUCGUUCCAACCUUUGUUUGUAUUAGGAAAGAUUGCAGAUACAUUUGAGGUUAUGGGGUUGCAUCAUUUUCCGAUUGAUAUUGAAAAUACCAUUGAGUAUUGUCAUCCAGAUAUUUAUAGGAAUGGGUCCUGUGUUUUUAAAUGUGCCGAUUACACUAUUGUAGUGUGCGAGUCCAAGCGAAGUCGCUUUUAUUCGUCCUUGGUACCACUUAUUGUCAACACUGUGCUUAGUAAGCAUCAUCUUGUUAUUGACAUUGUAGCAUUCAUUAGGAAAGGCGAGUUUCCAAUUUCGAGGCUUGGUACUAAACAACGGGCCAGAAUAGUGGAUGCUUGGGUGCAAGGUGUGAUACCAAUCAGUGCAUCCUAUGGGGUCAACUAUGGUGAGAAUAGCAUGAUCAAACUAGUGAAAGAAAUGGACAAAGCAGCAGGUUCUGGCGCGUUCCAUGGACUCAAAAACCCAGCCCGUGCUUACUACGAUGAAGAUGAGUUGGAUGUGUUUGAUGAGCUAGCAAGUUCAAAACUAAGACUUAAUAACGAAUUUGUUGUACCUCCAUAG
This is a messenger RNA of Lodderomyces elongisporus, 4698 nucleotides long. RefSeq lists its product as uncharacterized. NCBI's taxonomy places the organism in Eukaryota, Fungi, Ascomycota, Pichiomycetes, Serinales, Debaryomycetaceae. Gene Ontology annotation, cellular component: cytosol. The transcript has a single exon. The record is from RefSeq and is a predicted model, not a curated record. The coding region runs from base 1 to 4698 and encodes 1565 amino acids.